Colius striatus (speckled mousebird) is the source of this 1785-nucleotide messenger RNA. RefSeq names its product ankyrin repeat and SOCS box containing 14 (gene ASB14). Gene Ontology annotation, molecular function: protein binding. Lineage: Eukaryota; Metazoa; Chordata; Aves; Coliiformes; Coliidae. Gene Ontology annotation, cellular component: cytoplasm. The transcript has 9 exons. Bases 1 to 1785 code for a protein of 594 amino acids. The record is from RefSeq and is a predicted model, not a curated record. Gene Ontology annotation, biological process: intracellular signal transduction.
AUGUAUAAUUCUACAUAUGUGUUUGAUGAUGAUUCUGAGGAUGAAAUCCCUACCCAACAAGCUAUUCAGGAAAGCUUACAAGAUAGCCAUAAAAUUGAAACAAGCAGCAGUGUGACAGAGGAUGAAAGUUUCCAGUAUAUUGCAAGUAAAGAACGUGGAGAGAUAAUUGCAGCAAUCCGUACAGGUCAAGAAGAGGCCUUGAAGAAGUUGGUGAAGCACAGUUCUGCUUUUGAAGAAGCAGAUCAGCAAGGCUGGCUUCCUCUGCAUGAAGCUGCAGCACAACUCAAUAAGAACAUCCUUGAAAUAACUUUGAAAGCCUCCCGUGCCGUUACGUGGGAACAGGCCACUCUAAAAGGGGAAACGCCGCUCUUGGUAGCAGUAAGAAAUUGCUUUGUAGAGAAUGUCCAUUUUCUCCUGCUCAAUGGCUGCAAUCCCAAUGUUAAGAAUGAAGAGGGGGAUUCUGCUUUAGUUAUAGCAAUUAAACAUGAUUCAUAUGAGAUGGCCUCCUUGUUGAUAAAUUCUGGUGCAAAAGUGAAUUUGCAAUGUGUCCACAAGAGGACUGCUCUACAUGAGGCAGCCAGACUUGGCAGGAAGGAUCUGGUGAAGCUUCUCCUUCAUUCUGGAGCAGAUCCUGACCCUCGCAGUGGAUAUGGGCUCACACCUCUAGCACUGGCUGCAGAGACGGGACAUAUAGAAAUCAUGGAGCUCUUGCUGCAAAGAGGUGCAGAUGUUCUUUCACAGGCAAUGGAUUGUGCUUCUGUAUUAUUUGAAGCAGCAGGAGGAGGAAAUCCAGAUUCUCUGAGACUUUUACUAGAAUAUGGGGCUGAUGCCAAUGUACCAAAGCACUCAGGUCAUUUGCCAAUCCACAGAGCUGCAUAUAGAGGACAUUUUCUAGCCCUGAAAAAUUUAGUUCCAGUUACCAAUUUUGAUGCCAUUAAAGAAAGUGGGAUAAGUCCAGUUCACUCAGCAGCAGCAGGAGCACAUCCUCAGUGUCUUGAGUUUCUCCUCAAGUCUGGGUUUGAUGCCAACUUUAUGCUGGAUCAAAGAAUUCGCAAAGGCUACCAUGACCACCGCAAGUCAGCAUUGUACUUUGCAGUUUCCAACGGCGAUAUCUGUUCAACACAGUUGCUAUUGAAUGCUGGAGCCCUGCCAAAUCAAGAUCCCAUCAACUGUCUCCAAGUAGCCUUGAGAAUGGGCAACUAUGAGUUAAUGAAUCUACUGCUCCGACAUGGGGCUAAUGUCAAUUACUUUUGCAGAGUGAAUACGACACAUUUUCCAUCAGCUCUACAGUAUGCUCUGAAGGAUGAAGUCAUGUUAAGAAUGCUGAUGAAUUAUGGAUAUGAUGUGCACCGCUGCUUUGACUGCCCUCAGGGAAACAGUUCACAUUCCCAGUACGUGACUGAUGGAUGGACUUCUACAGUUAUCAAAGAUACAAUGUUCUGUGAAGUAAUAACCUUGUCAUGGUUGAAGCAUCUGGCUGGCAAAGUAGUGCGAAUAAUGUUAGAUUAUGUUGAUCACGUUCAUAUCUGCUGGAAGCUAGAAGCAGUUCUCAAAGAACAGGAUCUCUGGCCAGACAUCAAUGUGAUUUUAACAAACCCUCGCUCGCUGAAGCAUCUUUGUCGUCUGAAGAUACGGGCAUGCAUGGGCCGGCUACGUCUCCGUUGUCCUGUCUUCAUGACCUUCCUUCCACUGCCCAACUGCUUGAAAGACUACAUUCUGUACAAGGAAUAUGAUCUGUAUGGACAGGAAAAUUUCAUGGGAACCUACAACCUCAGCUGUACAUAA